Molecule: messenger RNA, 2105 nt
Organism: Prorocentrum cordatum
Lineage: Eukaryota; Dinophyceae; Prorocentrales; Prorocentraceae
Source: the annotation of a GenBank genome assembly
CGCGGUGUCAGAAGCGACCGCCGAAGUCGGCGCGACACGAACCUGCCGUAAGCAUGAUCUCUCGGAGGUCCGCCAGCAUCUCUCGGAUCGGCGCUGGGGCCCCCCUGGCGGCACCCCUGGCGCCGCCCCCCAGCGGUUCUGCGCGCCGUGGAGGUGGAGCUUCGAUCCGAGAAAUCCGCGCGGACCUCCAAGAGCUUCUGCCCUUGCCGUACCUUGGUUCGCAUCUUCGCCGGCGGGAGGCGAUGGCGCCCUCGAAGCCGGCCAGCAUGGACAUCGCCGUCGCCCUCUUCGAGAAGGGCUUCACCGAGGACCGCAUCCAGGAGGCGCUCUGCCGCUGCGACAGCGUCGACGAGGCGGUGAGGUGGCUGUCGCCGGGGGGCAGCUCCUCCGGCGCCGCGGCGGCCCGCCCGGCGGCCGCCACGGCAGCGGACGCCAAGGCCGGCGACGCGGCCGCCAGCCUGGGCGCCGUGCCCACGGCGACGAGGCGCCGCCAGGUGCGGAAGGUGGCGUCCACCGACUUCUCCGAGAGCUCGCCGCUGUCCAAGGGCCAGCCUGUGAUCAUCAGCAGUGCCGGCGUCGCGCCCGCGGCCACCUGCUCGCCCACGCCCACCGCGUCCACGGCCGCGGGUGCCGAGGAGGAGGCGGCCUCUGGCGUCUCCGUGGCCUCGCCGGCGGUGGCGUCGAGCGCCAGCGGCGGUUGUGGCCGCGAGGCCAAAUCGGAGCCGAUUCCCAUCGAGCCCCGGGAUGCCAGGGAGUUCUGGAUCAAGGCCAGGGCGAGGUGGCCCUCGCUCGCCAAGGGGAUGCUGCAGGCCACGUGGCCCGAGGAGGAGGAAGCAGCGGGGAGCCCGCACGCGGCGGGGCAGUGGCGCACGGGCGCGGAGGCACCGGCGACCGCCACCGAGGACGACGCCCCAGCGGGCGAGACCGACGCCGAGGCGGCGAGCCCUCGGCCGAGGAAGGAGGCGAGGAAGGAGGCCGACCUGCGCGACGACUCGCAGGGCGGGGGCUCGCAGAAGCGCCCCCCCGCGACGCCCUGCUCCGCGGACACCCAGCAGGCCGCCUCGUCGUCCUCCGCGGCCGCGCAGGACGAGGGGGCGGAGGCCAUCGGCAGCCCCUACGCGAAGGUGGCCAAGCUGCGGGUCAGCCCCUCGUCGAGCCCGCACUCGAUGCGGCUGAACGAGCGGCCCGAGCUCUGCCAGAUCUGCUGCAACGAUGUCCCCGUGCAGCACGCCGUGCGGCUCGGCUGCGACCACGGCUGGUACUGCUCCCUCUGCAUGGUCAGGCACACGGAGGCCCGCCUCUCCGUCGGCGCGGCCAGCGUGACCUGCCCGCAGUGCCUGGCCCCGCUGGCGGAGCGGGACCUGAGGAGGAUGGUGCCGGACGAGCUGCUGGAGCGGCUGCUGGCGCGGAGCUUGGAGCAGGCCGUCUCGUCGGUGGCCGACCUCUGGGCGUGCCCCACGCCGAACUGCCCGAUGCGCGUCGCACUGGAGGAGGGGGAGGAGCCGAAGCUGAAGUGCACGCAGUGCGGGAAGUCUUCGUGCCUCCGCUGCGGCGCGCAACCGUGGCACAAGGGGCUCACUUGCCAGGAGCACGCCGAGAAGAUGGGUGCUCGUAACAAGAAGGCCAGGAAAGACGAGGCCUUGCUGCAGCAGUGGAUAGAGGAGACCGGCACUAAGCAGUGCCCGACGUGCCGGAUGGGGGUGACGAAACAGAACAUACGGAACCAGCAGACGCAGUACUCGGAGUGUCACAAGAUGCUCUGCCGUAACUGCAACACGAAGUUCUGCUUCAAGUGCCUCGCGGUGCUGACGGACAGCUACACGUGCGGCUGCACGAUCAACGCCCACGGCUUCAUCGACCCGCACACCGGCAAGCGCAUGAACCACCUGAAGGCGGCCCGAGGCAGGCCGGCCGGCAAGGCUGCUGCGAAGUGCAAGGCGAAGGGCUGAGCCGGGUCCGAGGAGGCGUUCCGCACCUGAGCGCGGGUAAUCUGCGACAGGCACCCCGGCGCGCCCCAACGGCUGGCGCGGGCCCCUGCGAAGGGCUUCGCUUGCCUACUGAGUAGGCGACUGCCUCUGCUUGCGCGGGCGGAGUGUACAGCAGCG